Molecule: messenger RNA, 2772 nt
Organism: Physella acuta
Lineage: Eukaryota; Metazoa; Mollusca; Gastropoda; Physidae
Source: RefSeq, a predicted model, not a curated record
UUGAGGCGACACUAUUGUUUAACGUGCGACUGCUAGCUUUCAGACCGCUGUGAGGAUUUCUUUGGGCGAUAGCUAACCCGCUGUUAACUAGAAACAAAGAUUCAAUAUGAGUUGCUGGGAUACAUAUCUCACCAUAGUGUUCAGCAUUGGUCUGGGGCUGGCGUAUGCUACUAUUUUCAUCAAUGUCGUUCUGUGUACUAUCUCCGCCGGGAGGAUCAAGAAAAGGCUAAAUCAAGUCGGUACAAAGGGACGAUCGGCACCUCCCCUAGCUACUGCGAGUAAUUUAAAGGCCAUCAAAACCCAGAGAGACCCCCAGUCACCUAAAGAACCCAAGGAUACUAAAGACCCCAAGGAUCUUAAAGAUCCCGAGGCCCCUAAAGAUCAAGAGGGACAUAAGGGAACCAAGGCAUCAUCUGCACAGUUGUCGGUGGAGACGGAGAUGACCCAGGUUGUGGCCAGGUCCUGAGUCAAGGUGGAGGGGGGGCCGGGCAACGCUAGCAGGGUGGUAGAGGAGGAUGAUGGUGACUGGUGGUAGAGGAGGAUGAUGGUGACUGGUGUUAGGGUUGUAGAGGAGGAAGUUGGUGACUGGUGGUAGAGGAGGAUGUUGGUGACUGGUGGUAGAGGAGGAUGUUGGUGAUUGGUGGUAGAGGAGGAAGUUGGUGACUGGUGGUAGAGGAGGAUGUUGGUGACUGGUGGUAGAGGAGGAUGUUGGUGAUUGGUGGUAGAGGAGGAUGUUGGUGACUGGUGGUAGAGGAGGAUGUUGGUGAUUGGUGUUAGGGUUGUAGAGGAGGAAGUUGGUGACUGGUGGUAGAGGAGGAUGUUGGUGACUGGUGUUAGGGUUGUAGAGGAGGAAGUUGGUGACUGGUGGUAGAGGAGGAUGUUGGUGAUUGGUGGAGUGUUGUGCGUACUCUAAUGGUGACUUAUCAGGUGACUAACCAAAUGACUGCUAGCUUAGUAGAAGUAAUCCAGUAACUAUCGUAAAGAGCAAUCUACAUAAUCUUUAGAUUCACCUUUUAUCAACCUGGAAAUACAGAUUUGCCCGUAUUUUGAAAUUACGAGUGAGGUUUUUUUAGAUUGGUAGAUUUUAAUUUUUUUUAAAAUUAAUUAGUAAUAAACAAGAAGUAAUGUUUAAAACUACAGGGAAUUUUUAAAACUAUUAUGCUGAGCCAUUCUGUAAGAAAAGUGUGUCAUUCAUUUGAAAAAAAAGUUAUAAAGAUCUAUGUGUGUACAACAUUUUUGUCAUCAUUUUAAGUUUUUAAUCCCAGGUAGAUUUGUCGUUGUAUCAUCUCCCCUGAUUCUAUUUAUAAAAUACGAGAACGUUGAUAGUGCCUAGCAAUAUAAAAUUUUAAAAAGUAGGUAGACAUUAAAACUAAAUACAACUAUUCUAUGCUAGCAGUCAGCUGAUCCACCCUGUCUAUUUUAACCAAACUAGUUGGCGUUGCAGGUUUCGUUUCUUUUGACCAGUUUUUGUUUUUAACUUACUUUAUUUGCUAUUUAUAGUUGCAAAAACUUUUUGCUUUUUAGAAAUUAUAUUAUUAAAACUUUGAAUAUUUUAUAUAUGUACAUGCCGUCCUGAAAAUAUAUUUAUUCUUGAAAAAAGGACUUUUGAAUUGAACUAGACGUUUUCAGAACUCUAUACUGAGGCUUACCCAUCUAUUUUUAAUCUCUUUCAUAAAAUUAUUUCGAUUUUGAUGUAAAUAAUUAUAACAUUUAAAUUUUCAAACAAUAGCGUAUUUGUUUUAAUAACGCUCUCAACAAACUUAGAGACUGCUAAGUUGUCACCUGUUUAUUGGAUCAAAUAUAAAAGGGAAAAGGGAAGUAAGCACGAUAUUAGCACUAAACAAACAGUUGUCCUCCUUAGUAAAUGUAAAAAAGUGCAUUUUGAAAUUUAAUAAAGAAAACAAAGUGUAAUAAACUAAAAUCGCUUUAUACUAAAUCAAUUACACCAUCAAAAUUUAUAACAAUUUACAUUUUGAAAAAAAAAUGUUUUUUUAAAACCCUACUUUGUUUAUAAAAUUAAUUUACUUUAAAUAUUUUAACAACUGAACAGGAAUUGGAUUAAAAGAAAUUUUGCUGUAAAAUGUUUAUAGUUUUCUAAUUAAUAAUUUUUCGUAGUACAGCAUGUUUUUAGGAUAACUAAAGCCUUAAUUUAAAUUACCUCUACUUAUUGCACUUUAUACCAGGGGUCGGCAACCUGCGGCUCGCGAUAUUAAGAUGCGGCUCUCCAGCUCCUUGAACAAAUACUAAUAAUCUUAAUAAAAAAUAAAAUAUUUGAAAUAAAAAAAAUGUUAGUGGCUCUUUAAAACCAAGGCAAUUUUGAAAAUUGUAACUUUUGGCUCUUCCGCUUCAAAAGGUUGCCGACCCCUGCUUUAUACCAAUAGAAAAGGGAAACAACCAUUACAAAAAUGGUAUUUUAUAAAUGCAGUUAUUUCUUUUUUUAAUAAAAGGAGCACUAUUUUAACUAUUUCAAUUGAAAAUAAUUUUAAUUUCGAUUGUCAUUUGUUUUAUUAGCUUUGAAUAUUAACAAUCAAAUUCGAAAGCACAUAUUUUGUACAUGUUUGUUAUUCUUUACUUUUUUCAAAUGAUAGUACUUUCAAAUAUAAAUAAAACUGUAAAGAAGUAUGUUUUAGAUGUUCAUUAUCUAACAUUACAUUUAUUGUAUUAAGUGAAGGUUUAAUUUGUUUUUAUAAGAAACAUGCCCUGUUGUAUAACUAGUUCAGUAGUAUACGGAAAGCUUUCAUGGUUGAGUAUUUUUGUUUUAAUUUCACGUAA